Messenger RNA from Elgaria multicarinata webbii, 1287 nucleotides. RefSeq names its product perilipin-3-like. Gene Ontology annotation, cellular component: lipid droplet; cytosol. Lineage: Eukaryota; Metazoa; Chordata; Lepidosauria; Squamata; Anguidae. The record is from RefSeq and is a predicted model, not a curated record. Gene Ontology annotation, biological process: positive regulation of triglyceride storage; lipid storage.
AUGUCUUCCAAGAGCCCAGUCAAGGAGGCGGGGGAACCAACACAGGAGAACAUCUUGAGGAGAGUUGCCAAUAUGCCCUUGGUCAGCUCUGCCUAUGAUGCAGCUGCCACUGCCUUCAGCUCUACCAAGGACACCCACCCCUAUGUGAAAUCCUUAUUGGAUACUGCUGAGAAAGGGGUGAAGAUCCUGACAGAGGUGGCCCUCACCAUUGCCCAGCCUAUCCUGACUAAGCUUGAACCCCAGGUUGCAAUGGCAAGUGGAUACGCCUCUGAAGGCCUGGAUACACUGGCGGAGAAGUUGCCAGUUCUUCAGUUGACCGUUGAUAAGGUUGCCUCUGACACGAAAGAAAUGGUAUCGUCCAAAAUGACAAGUACCAAGGAGGCUUUGGCCAACCAGCUGUUCGGUGUUGUAGACAUGACCAAAGAAGUUGUUCAGGGAAGCAUGAAAGCAACCAAGUCUAUCAUCAGCCACAGUCUUACCACUGUGGUGGAAUCCAGAGUGGGCCAGAUAGCUGUCCGCAGUGCCGAAGCAAUGCUUGGGAGAUCUGAAGAGCUGAUAGAUGACUACCUUCCCAUAACAGAUGAAGAGCUGGCUUUGCUUUCAGCAGUUUUAACGGAUGGCGACAUGAUUCCUGUGCGGCCGUAUGUGCAGCAGGAGUAUCUGGUGCGCUUGGGCACCCUUUCGGUCAAACUCUGCCACAGGGCCUACCAGCAUUCCGUGGCAAAGCUGAAACGGGCCCAGCAGGCCAUCCAGAAUUCUCUUUCCCAGCUUCAGCAGACUCUUCACUUGAUCGAACAUACGAAGCAAGGUGUGGGAGACAAGGGGCCCAAGGUUGCUGAUGGCCAAGAAAAGCUGAUCCAGAUGUUCAGAGAAUGGAAGAAGGCAAACAUAAAAGAAAAGAGUGAGAAAGAUCUGGCAGAGGCAUGCAUAUGCGUGCACGUAGAGACCCAAACCCUGACUAUGUUCCGCAACAUGAUCCAGCAGCUGCAAGCUGCUUGCCAGGCACUGCUGUUCAGCAUCCAAGGAUUCCCUUCCAGCCUGCAGGAUAAAGUGCAGCAAAUCCGCCAAAGCACCAAAGACCUCCAUUCGUCCUUCUCGGCCGCUGGCUCCUUUCAGGAACUCCCCGGCGCCCUCCUGUCCCAGAGCUAUCAGCGAGUGCAGAAGGCACAAGAAUACUUGGAUGAGCUGUGGGAGUAUAUCGCACGCAACACACCUCUCUCCUGGCUAGUGGGACCUUUCAAGCUGUCUGAGCCGGCACCUUUUGAAACCGGAACAAGGGUGGAGUGA